UUAGUUCAUACAUACCUUUUACUAAAGCUGGUGGUGUAUGAUUUGUUUAAACGUUAGUAGAUUAUUUUAGUAUCACUUAGGAGACACCAGACAUUUUUCCAAGAUGGUUUUCUCAAUGGACAAAUGGAUGGGUAAAAUUGCUAUAAUAACAGGUGCCAGUUCUGGAAUUGGUGCUGCUAUUGCAGACGCUCUUGUCGAAGAAGGCUUAACCGUCGUUGGGGUUGCCCGUCGUUCUGAACGUAUCGAAAAGCGGGCAAAACAACUCUCAACGAAAAAAGGAAAACUUUAUUCCUUUAAAGCCGAUGUGACUAAAGAAGACGAUGUUCUUAAAGUUUUCGAAUGGACCAAAAACAAUCUAGGAAUUGUCCACGUUCUCAUCAACAAUGCGGGAAAAGGCGCUGGUAAUAAUCUAACGGAAGGAAAAACCGAGGAGUGGAAAUCAGUUCUUGAUUUAAAUGUUUUGGCUCUAUGUACUAUGACAAGAGAGGCGGUCAAAUUUAUGAAAGAGAACAAAAUAAAUGGGCAUAUUAUACACAUCAAUAGCAUUUUUGGUCACAGGGUAUAUGAUAUUCCGAAUGUGAAUGUCUACCCUGCAUCGAAACAUGCUAUAACGGCAUUAAGUGAAACAUUAAGACACGAAUUAAAGCAUCAAGGGCUUAAAAUCAAAGUGACUAGUAUUAGUCCUGGUUUGGUUGAAAGUGAGCUGACUACGCUGAAUGAAAAUAUUACCCCUGAAAGAAAACUCUAUUUGGAAAGUAGAGCUGUCUUGAAAGGUGAAGAUAUUGCUGAUGGUGUAGUUUAUGUUUUAUCAACACCAGAACAUGUCCAAAUUGAGGAACUUACGAUUAGGCCAAUUGGAGAAAUGUUUUGA
Molecule: messenger RNA, 871 nt
Organism: Zophobas morio
Lineage: Eukaryota; Metazoa; Arthropoda; Insecta; Coleoptera; Tenebrionidae
Product: farnesol dehydrogenase-like
Exons: 4
Coding region: 104-871 (255 amino acids)
Source: RefSeq, a predicted model, not a curated record